Messenger RNA from Wickerhamiella sorbophila, 2496 nucleotides. RefSeq names its product V-type proton ATPase subunit a, vacuolar isoform. Gene Ontology annotation, molecular function: ATPase binding; proton-transporting ATPase activity, rotational mechanism. Gene Ontology annotation, biological process: vacuolar acidification; proton transmembrane transport. Lineage: Eukaryota; Fungi; Ascomycota; Dipodascomycetes; Dipodascales; Trichomonascaceae. Gene Ontology annotation, cellular component: vacuolar proton-transporting V-type ATPase, V0 domain; vacuolar proton-transporting V-type ATPase complex; fungal-type vacuole membrane. The record is from RefSeq and is a predicted model, not a curated record. Bases 1 to 2496 code for a protein of 831 amino acids. The transcript has a single exon.
AUGAGUGUUGGAGAAGAGCACAUUUUUAGGUCGGCGCCAAUGGCGCUGAUUCAAAUAUAUGUUGCUUCUGAGGUCUGCCGGGAGAUUGUUGGCGAGCUCGCACAAUUAGAGACGGUGCAAUUCCGCGAUCUCAACGACACGCAGACGUCGUUCCAGCGCACGUUUAUUACAGAAAUACGCCGCCUCGAGGCAGCAAAGCGCGGUCUGAACACGCUGAUGAAGCAGCUCGAAGUGGCUGCCGUUCCUGCUGCUCCGCUGCCGGACGCAAUCCUCGAGCAGCCGUUAUUACCUCCCUCAGAGGUGGACGAUUUACUAGCGGAGAUUGAAGCAGUUGCUGCAAAAAUAACCGAGCUGGCUAAUUCCCGGACAACAAUGGAGCACCGCCGAGACUAUUUGCUGGAAAAACGCCAGGUUUUGCGUGCCUGUGAGCAGUUCUACUCUGGAACAUCCGUUGCCGAUCUCGACCCCGCGUCCUUUGACAAAGACAACGUCCCGCUGCUCGAAGCGGGGCUGUACCGGGGUAAUGAAGAUCCUUUGGUUGAGGACACGGAGGCAUUUAACUUCAAUGUGCGUACUUCUUUGCUGGCUGGAACAAUUCCAAGAACAAAAUAUCUUGCUUUCGAGCGUAUCGCGUGGAGAGUUUCCCGUGGCAAUUUGUACAUGACGCAUUUCCCAAUCGAGCAGCCUGUAUCGGGCGUAUAUAUGGAUUCUUUUGUUUGUUAUACACAUGGUGACGCCACGUUGGCCAAAAUACGCAGACUGGCGGAGAGUAUGGAUACUCAUCUGUUCGACGUCGAUGGCGACAGCGAGCUUCGGAAAAUAGAGCUAGACACUACCAAUGCCCAACUGACGGAAAUUUUCAAGGUUCUGGAUUCGGCAACGGCUCAUCUAGGUGUCGAACUCGAGCUUGUUGCUAACCAGCUUACUACAUGGCAGGCCAUGCUGGCUAAAGAGAGCUUGGUGUAUCAAACAUUGAAUAUGUUCAGCUAUGACGCCCACCGUCGUAGUUUAAUUGCAGAGGGCUGGGUACCAAGAGAUAAAAUCGGUCUCAUCCAAGCCACUCUUGCUAGAGUUGCUGAGCGUGAGGGCGUACGAACACCCUCAGUGGUCCAUGAGAUUCAAACUACGAGGUCUCCGCCCACAUACCACCGCACAAACAAGUUCACCGCUGCGUUCCAAGCAAUUGUCGAUGUGUAUGGUAUCGCCUCGUAUCAAGAAGUCAAUGCUGCAUUGCCGGCUAUUGUUACUUUUCCGUUUAUGUUUGCAAUUAUGUUUGGUGACGUGGGCCAUGCCAUCAUUCUCAGUCUUGCGGCACUUUCGCUAGUACUGCGCGAAAAUACAAUUGCCAAAAUGCGUCGUGAUGAAAUAUUCGAUAUGGCGUUCAGCGGCCGCUAUGUGCUUCUGCUAAUGGGAUUGUUUUCUCUUUUCACGGGGGUUGUGUAUAACGACGUUUUCUCGAAAUCAAUGACAAUCUUUUCUUCUGGAUGGAAAUGGCCAGAACACGCAGCGGGUGAAACUGUCUCGGCCAGCUUUACGGGGCACACUUAUCCCUUUGGAAUUGACUGGGCUUGGCAUGGGGCGGAAAACAACCUGCUGUUUACCAAUUCCUACAAAAUGAAGAUGUCUAUUCUUAUGGGCUUUUUGCACAUGACUUACUCGCUUGUAUUCCAACUAGUGAACGCUCUACAUUUUGAUUCAUGGGUGGACGUUGUGGGCAACUUCAUCCCCAGUGUGCUCUUCAUGCAGAGCAUCUUUGGUUACUUGGCGGCUACCAUUCUGUAUAAAUGGAGUGUGGACUGGAUUGGACAAAACAAGCCUGCCCCCGGACUGCUUGAUAUGUUGAUCAAUAUGUUUUUGAGCCCCGGGACUAUUGAACAGCAACUGUAUCCUGGCCAGAAAUUCGUGCAAGGCCUGCUUGUUCUUGUAGCACUUGUUUGCGUGCCAUGGUUGCUGUUGUUCAAGCCAUUGUAUCUGCGACGGCUUAAUACUUCUGCACAGCGUCAGGGGUAUUCUAGCAUGCAGGAGCAACAGCACGAAAACCAAUUGUUUGCGCUGGAAGAAGAUGCCGACGAGGAAAUGAUCAUCCAAGAUGCCCACAGCGAAGAUGCACACGAGAAGUUUGAGUUUAGCGAGGUCAUGAUUCACCAGGUUAUUCACACCAUCGAGUUCUGUCUAAAUUGUGUGUCCCACACUGCGUCCUACCUGCGGUUGUGGGCGUUGUCGCUAGCGCACAACCAGCUGUCGUCCGUGCUGUGGGACAUGACGAUCCAAAACGCGUUUGGUCCCACUGGAGCCAAAGGAGUCGUCACGGUUGUCUGUCUCUUUGCCAUGUGGUUUGUCGGAACAGUUGUUGUGCUCGUUUGUAUGGAGGGAACCUCUGCCAUGCUUCACUCACUGCGACUUCACUGGGUCGAGGCCAUGUCAAAACAUUUCGAGGGCGAAGGCGUAGCAUUCCAGCCACUGGAAUUCAAAAGUCUACAGUCGCAGAUCGAAUAA